This is a messenger RNA of Acipenser ruthenus (sterlet), 3073 nucleotides long. Its product is annotated as CDKN2A-interacting protein-like. Bases 189 to 1115 code for a protein of 308 amino acids. Gene Ontology annotation, cellular component: nucleoplasm; nucleolus. NCBI's taxonomy places the organism in Eukaryota, Metazoa, Chordata, Actinopteri, Acipenseriformes, Acipenseridae. The transcript is spliced from 4 exons. The record is from RefSeq and is a predicted model, not a curated record.
UCCCUUAAAAGAUUCACAGAUUUUUAGUUUAAAAUACUGCACUCAUGUUAACUAAAACACAUUGAUAAAAUAAAUACUACAAAGACCGAGUUUGUUUUCUCUUAUUGUUAAUAAAGUUGUUAAAUGUAACUUGACUACAGUAAUGUGUCUCCGGGAGAUGUAGUCCAAUUACUAUUUACCUUCAUAGCAUGACGGGAGAUGUAGUCCUACCCUUCGGGAAGUCAGCUAACAGCCCCUCUGUUGCAGUGAUGGCGGAGGGCAGGAGCGGAGACGAUGUCGUGUCAGAGUUUCUCCAGCAGAACCCUCACCUGGCGCAGUGGGUGGAGUCUCUGGCAGGGGAGAGCGAGACAGAGAAGCAGUGGAACGCCCGACGGGAGUUCAUCCUCCGUAACAUGGAGGGCUUUCCCACCAUCCAGCCAGGCAGCCCCAGCCCCAGCCUGGACCGGCUGAUCUCGCUCUCCAUGGCCUGGGCUAACCACAUCUUCCUGGGCUGCCGGUACCCCCAGCCAGUGAUGGACAAGAUAACCGAGAUGGCAGAAGGGAUUGCAGUCCAGAACGCUCCGACCCACAAGACUAGAGACGAGAUAAUGGGCAUGAGUAAAGAUGCCUCCAAGAAGCCGAAACCAGGAGUUGGUUACAGAGCAAAAACUGGGCCUACACUACAGGCCCCCAAGGAGCACCAGCCUUUCUUCAACCGGCUGUACAAGGCAAUUGCCUGGAAGCUGGUGUCAGCAGGGGGGUUCGGGCCGAACAUAGACCACUUUGAGAUCCUGCGGACCUGCGUGGAGUCUGCCAAGGCCAGCCUGGGCUGUGUUUUUGUGCCCCUGAAGGAUAUCCCAGACCUGCCAGCAGGUCGGGCCCAGCAGGGGGGGCUGGUGUGUGAGCUGCGCUGUCAAACUGUGUACCUGGGCACCGGCUACGGGCGUGGAGAGGACAGUGCCAGGGCCAUGGCAGCCAAAGAGGCUCUGAAGCUCUUCCAGAGCCGCAAGGUCACAGUAAAGAUCUUCCGCCGGAAGUACAGUGGCCGUGAUGUUGAGGAUUUAGUGCUGCACGACGACCAAAUGAGGAACUCUAGUUUUCCCCCUGCGCUGAGCUACCCCUUUGAUCCAGAGUAGCAACAGCUGCAGAAUCCAGUCCUUUGGAACAGCAGGAAACACACACACGCCUACCUAGAGUUACAAAGAGCAUACAGGCUCUUCCCUGGGUCUCACUUACCCUUAUGAGGCACAGCAACUGAAUACAAGGCAUUUGGUAAUGCUUUGUAACUCUUCUUGAUCCUCUUUAGAUUUUCCCAGGUUCUAGUUUCAGCCAGGUUGUAUAUCUUGCCAUCUAUUGCACACAGAACACUUACAGCAGACUAGGAGAAGGCAGAGAGUUUUGAUUUCACAUUCCCUUUAACUGAAAUAAUGCAGUCAUCAGGAAGUGUAAAUCAACAAAUAGUACUAAAGUGAAAGUCUCGGUUAAAACGUAAUGCCUUCCUGUUUACCAGUGGAAAGUGUAAUGAAGACUGCAGUCGGCUCUUAGUCCUUUACUGGACAACUUUUAAUACUCAUGACCGCCGUGAAGUAUUAAGUGAUAUUUCAGCGCCAACAUCGUAGGAAAGUUUCCCCAGCUUAUCUUAACAUGUAAAUAACAAGAAACUUGCUAUAGUUUUAUUGUUAAUGUAAAAGUGAAGACAGUUUAAGUUUUAACUGAAUGGGAGGGAAUGUUUAAAAUCAGAGAAAUGUAAAGUUGUGUGUUUUUUUUUCUUUUAAUCAAAAUUGGCAUCUGUCAUUUGGGAUAAGCGACAUCACCCCCAUUUGGUGCAUCAGAAUUGUUUUGUUCUAGCUUAAAUGUUUCAGUAAGACUUCUAGUUAAUUUUGAGUGAGUUUAAGAAAAAACAACUUUCAGUGUGAAUGUAUUUAUUUUACAUUUUUAUUUUUUAUUUACGUAUUUAAAUGAAUCCUCCAGAUUUGUUUCUGUUUGGGUACACACUUGAACAGAUUUUCAAGAAAGUUGGACCAGUUUUAGCAGAGCACACUAAUCGGAAGCAGCCAUCAGUGUGUGUACCGCUCUUUCAUUUUAAAAUAAAAGGUGUGAUAAAAGUUUGAGGAGUUGUGUUCAAGCAUGCUUGGGCUGCAUGUUUACCAAGGUACACGAGUUCAGCUUCGGGUUAUAUAGGGAAGAUUUGCCAGUUCUAAAAUAAAAAAAAAAUAAAAAAAAUGAUUAAAGUUUCUGUCUGUUGAUUUUUUAUAUAUAUAUAUAUAUGUGUGUGUGUGUGUAUGUAUAUGUGGGUGGGUGGCUCUUUGAUGUUUUUGGUUAUUACUAAAGAAAACUUAUUUUGUAACCAAUCUGAUAGGAUGGCUUUCAUCAAACUACCUUUGUAGAAGUUAUAAAGGCAGCAAAACUGGAUGCAUUCUCCUAAUAAAUGCGUUUAAAGUUGUCACUUUAUGAGACCUUUUGAACCCCAGCUCAUUAAAUUCACUUAAGGUGACAGGAGACGUGUUGCUGUCCCUUGGCAUGAUCUUUUAGCUUUCUGAUGGGAGAUAGAGCUGUCCAAUCCUGUUAAUGUUACUGAGAGCUGUCGGGCUGUUCCUUUGUGCUGGCAGCUGAUAUUAAGAGUGAUGUCUUUUUCGGACCAUCACAGAGCUGAGAUUGUUUUUAAAAUAUUGCUAUUAAUGAACAGAAUGAAGUCCAGCAGCAGUUAAUGUUUCAUUCUGUAGUAACUGCAUGCACAAGGUGACAAGUCAGAUGGUAAUUCCUUGGUACUGUUGAGCAGAAAUAUAUUCAGCAGCAGAGUGAUGGAAGCUGGCAGGUGGCAGCAUCAGCUGAUGGGCAACAUAUUGGUAUUCAUGUUGUUACACACAGGGUUCAAAAUACCUGUUGAGUUAUUAAUGGGUGUUUCACAGCAGCAUUUCAAGGUAUAGUCACUCUGUUGACUAACUUUGAAUUAAGCUUGUAAUGGAUCUGUGGUGUACCUUCACUCUCUAGCAAUUCCCAGCAUUUUCUUCUGCAGUUCUUAUUAUCAGAGGAAGAGCCCUGACCCACUUUAGUUUGUAUAAUGUUUGUCAAAUAAAAUAAAUCAUCUUUCAAA